Molecule: messenger RNA, 1500 nt
Organism: Bolinopsis microptera
Lineage: Eukaryota; Metazoa; Ctenophora; Tentaculata; Lobata; Bolinopsidae
Exons: 5
Coding region: 2-1159 (385 amino acids)
Source: RefSeq, a predicted model, not a curated record
GAUGAUUCUGUUCUUGGUUGCUUGCCUGAUACUAAGGAUUAAAGCUCAGAACGGAACGAAUCCUCUCUCCUGUCCUGGUGGCUGGACUCCAGUAACACGUAACGAGAAGAUCCACUUCCGACCUUCAAAUAAUAAUUCACUUGAAAUAAUGACGAAUAGUGUAGUGGGAGGGGAAAGAGAUGAAAGGAUAAAGGUGAACUUCUACAGUAAAUACCCGAUGUCACCCUACGGCUGGAGAACCUCCCCAUCGGGAGGUGUCAUUAUCAACUUCACCCCGUCUCCUUCGUACAACAUCCUUGAGUGCAGUCCUUCCUUGAGCUCUAAAACUAAUUUCACAGUUACCCUACCCUCCGCUACAGAAAAAGUUUGGAGGAUUACCUUCUACCGUUAUACUGCCGGUACCCGUGAGGAGGCGGAGAGAUCGACCAGGCUAGUCAUCCACUGCAACAAUGAGAAAGUAGCUAAUGUGCUCCUAGACGAAUACUGUCGUGUACCGAGACGUGACUGGAAUAAAGCAUGGAACCUGAGACAGACUGCGCUAAUCAGCUUCGCCUUCGACACGGCCUCAGAUUAUUAUAGAAAGGGUAUAAAAGCAGUGGAAUGCUCCGGUUUAAAUUCCGAUUGGAAUUUAAAUUCCAAUUGGAAGAACUUGGAAGCAGAUAAAGAGUUUCCUGUAGACGCUGGAACGGUUUUGAAUCUGAGCUGCGAAGAGGGAUAUGAACUAAGUGGAGAUAGUAAGGUGACCUGCAUGAAAGACAACGAAUUCGCUUACAAUUCUUCAAGCAAACCAAUUUGUAGUCGGAUCGCGAAAUGUUACGGAAUAAAAGAAAUCGGGAAGGUAGGUAAGCACAUGGAAGCAGAUAAAGAGUUUCCAGUAAAUGUUGGAACGGUUUUGAAUCUGAGCUGCGAAGAGGGAUAUGAACAAAGUGGAGAUAACAAGGUGACCUGCAGCAAAGACGGGCAUUUCGCUUAUUCAAGCAGACCACUUUGUAGCGAGCCCGAAGAUUCUGUCGCAGUGAAGAACGGUCUGCCAGUAGGAUGGAUAGUUGCAGGGAUAAUUUCUAUACUUGGAAACUUACUCUUCACAAUAUAUUUCACACUGAUGUGCAUAAGAAAGAAAUCUAAUGGAAAGGAAGCAGUCGACGCUAAUCAGGAAUAAAACAAUGAUACUCACUUAAAAUACUAUACGAAGAACUAAAUCUUAACUAACUUUAAAAUAAACUUAUUAUUUGCCUAAAUUAGCUGCGCAAAACACAAACUUAUAAUAUUGUGACCUUUUUCUGUUGUACUUCUCAACCAUUAGGGACCCCCGGUAGUUAUCAGUAGUUAGGAUGCGAGAUUGUUUUCUUUAUUGUACUUUAUUUGCUACAGCCCCUUGUUAUUGCGGGUGUGGUAUUUAUUACUGCACCUUGUUUUGGUGGCUCCUAUACAUAAUUUGGUUUUUGUUAUACUGGGUACUGGAUACAUGGGGUACACUAUUGGUUUUCUCCUUUUAUUAUA